Messenger RNA from Plenodomus lingam JN3, 486 nucleotides. RefSeq lists its product as uncharacterized. Gene Ontology annotation, biological process: mitochondrion organization. Lineage: Eukaryota; Fungi; Ascomycota; Dothideomycetes; Pleosporales; Leptosphaeriaceae. The record is from RefSeq and is a predicted model, not a curated record. Gene Ontology annotation, cellular component: nucleus; mitochondrion.
AUGGCUCGCCAGCGUGGAGGAACUGCGCCCCGUCGCCCAACUGUCCCUGCGGCAAAGCCUGCGCCUGCACCCGCCUCUGCGCGCCCUCACUCUACCGCUGCUGCUCCCGCUGCUGGAGCUCACCCACCGCCACCAGCUGCUGCGCAAGCACAGGCGCCUGUUUCCCAGGGCCCCGGUCUCUUUGGACAGAUGGCUAGCACUGCUGCCGGUGUAGCAGUAGGAUCCUCAAUCGGCCACGCUGUCGGUGGCUGGUUCAGCGGCGGCUCUUCCGCGCCUGCCGAAGCAUCUCCCCAAAACGCCGACUUCGCUGCGCAACACCAGAACGCCUCAUCCUCCAUGUCGCAGAUGCAACAGGCGACCGGACCUUGCGCCAACGACGUCAACAGCUUCCGCAAGUGUAUGGAUGAGAACCAGGGCAGCCUAACAAUUUGCGGAUGGUACUUGGACCAGCUCAAGGCUUGCCAGGCGGCGGCCGGUCAGUACUAG